This is a messenger RNA of Didymodactylos carnosus, 1740 nucleotides long. NCBI's taxonomy places the organism in Eukaryota, Metazoa, Rotifera, Eurotatoria, Philodinida, Philodinidae. The record is from the annotation of a GenBank genome assembly.
AUGAACUACUACAAUCUGAUAACUCUUCAGGAUCUCAAUACGAACUCGGAUGUUGAAUAUCUCACUUUGGUCUGCGGUUCAUUCACCGGUACCUCGUCCGCUAACUUUGCCAUACACGUCAGUCAAAGUACGUGGAAUCAAUCUGUAGCGACACUGGAGAUUGCCGGCACAAUUGCAUCAGGAAGCAAUGUGAAUGUCGAUGCAGGCAGUACUACGGUGAAUAGUGGCACAACUAUCGUUCAACAGGCCGUGACACAGUAUGUAGUAAACGGCAAUCGACAGUUUCAAAUGAAUGGAGGAAAUAGUGGAGCGAGCGUGUACAUCGAUUCAACGUUAACAUCGAAAUGUCAGCAAAUGACAACGAAUUUUCAAUCAUUUUCCUUGCAAUUGGCACAACAACCGGCAAACAAUUUUGCGACCAUUCCUACGUCGCAGCCCGGUCCAUUGAAUCUCAAUGUCAAUGCUUCGGAUAGCAACGGAGUUGCCUACUUCGCGUUUGCCGAUGGUAACAGUGUUCUCAAUAACAAUCUCGUGCAACAGAUUCAAAUUAACAAUCUGAUCAGCGCACCGCUGAUCGUUGUCAACCUGUUCGGUUCCACCAUUUCGUUCGCCCAAGGUAACAUGGUUGGUUCAUGGCUAACCUCGAUAAACGGCCGUAGUCGCACAUUGUGGAAUUUCUACAAUUGUACGACGCUCACUCUUCAGAAUAAUAUGAUGGGCGCUGUGCUCGCUCCUUUGGCGACCACCACGGCGCAAGCCAACAUCGAUGGUGCUACAGCCGUGAAAAGUCUGGCCACUCAGAGCGAACUGCAUACACCACCGCUCAUUUUCCCGAACUGCACGAUUGUACCAACCACCACUGCUGCUCACAUCUGUUCACCACCGGCCGGCUCUACCUACAUGAACUACUACAAUCUAAUCACGCUACAAAGUUUGAACACGAACUCAGAUGUUGAGUACCUGACCUUAGUUUGUGGUACAUUCUCGGGUACAUCAUCGGCAAACUUUGCUAUCCAUGUGGAUCAAAAUACGUGGAAUCAAUCAAUAUCGACAUUGGAGAUUGCAGGUGCGAUUGCAUCGGGAAACAAUGUGAACGUAGAUGCAGGCAGUUGUACGGUGAAUACAAAUAACACCAUCGUUCAACAGGCCGUUACUCAGUACAUCAUUAACUCUAACCGUCAAUUUCAAAUGAACGGUGGCAAUGGCGGUGCUCGUGUCUACAUCGAUUCUACUCUCGUAUCCAAGUGCCAAACGGUCACGUCGGCCCUGCAAGCCUUCUCCUUGCAGUUAGGACAGACCACGCCGAAUAACAAUGGAACCAUUCCCAGCUCACAACCCGGACCUCUCAACCUAAACGUCAAUACCAUGGAUAGCAACGGAAUUGCCUACUUCACAUUUGCCGACGGGAACAGUGUCUUAAACAACAAUCUCGUUCAACAAAUCCAAAUUACCAACAUCGUCAAUGCUUCACUCAUUGUCAUCAAUCUGUUCGGUUCCACCAUUUCGUUCGCCCAAGGCAAUAUGGUCGGUUCGUGGCUCACCUCGUUGUACGGUCGUAGUCGUACACUGUGGAAUUUCUACAAUUGUACGACGCUCACUCUUCAGAACAAUAUGAUGGGCGCCGUACUCGCUCCUUUGGCGGUCACCACAGCACAAGCCAACAUCGAUGGUGCCGCAGCCGUGAAAAGUCUGGCCACUCAGAGCGAACUGCAUACACCUCCAUUGAUUUAUCCAUGCUAA